UAGGAUGCACGUGUCAAAAAAUUAUUGGGUAGAGGAUAGAAGAGGAGAAACUCGCCGGCCAUCGCUCUUGCAAUGUAGAAGCUUUGAUCGAUCUGGUUCUCGUCGAAGAAGAAGCUUUGAUCGAGAAAUCAUAGCAAGCUGACGCCAUUGUCCACUCUGAUUCUCUCGAAGAAGAAGCUUUGAUCGAUCGGUUUCGAUCAAGAGACAAGGAUUGCUUGAGGUUGAUGAAUUGAAAGCUAUCUCCAACGUCAAAGACGAUUUUCAUAGAAGAUUACCGCAAGUUUCAUGAAGUCAAAGUGUGGGAAGAUGAGUCCAUCUCUUUCUAUCCUCUGGAAAACGACUACUUCGCUGGAGACAAUGCGAGCCUUGUUGGUUUUUCACAACCAGAUUAUGGUUCUCUUCUGAGAGAUGAGAACCUUCUUAGAUACACGCCGAUCAAGGACUUCACCGGAAACGACUCCUUCUUAGAUGUUCUUGAAAGGUUUGUUGGCGCAUUUGAGGAGCAGUGGUGGGACGAAGAUGGUGGUGGUGGAGGGAAAGGAAGAAGAUUGGUGGAGGUUUUGAGUUCUCGGGUGGUGGUGGUGGAGGGAAAGGAAGAAGAUUGGUGCAGGUUUUGGUUGGUUCUUGGUGGGAGUGGUGAUGCUUUAUCUGUUGGUCUAAACGAGAGCCAUGUCUCUGCUCUCAGAUCUCGUCAACCUCAACCUCUCCGACUCCACCAAGCAAAUCAUUGCCGAAUACAUAUGGAUUGGUGGAUCUGGAAUGGACAUUAGAAGUAAAGCCAGGGUGUUUUUGAAUUAUGAGUAAUCAGAAGAAGAGGAAUUUCCAGAUUGAGGCGUUCAAGCACCGCGUCGUCGUGGAUCCCAAAUACGCCGAUAAAACCUGGCAGAUUCUCGAGCGUGCGAUUCAUCAGAUUUACAAUCAAGAUGCUAGCGGCCUCAGCUUCGAAGAGCUUUACAGGAACGCGUACAACAUGGUUCUGCACAAGUUUGGCGAUAAGCUCUACACCGGCUUUAUCGCCACCAUGACUGCUCAUCUCAAGGACAAGUCCAAGCUCAUCGAGGCUGCUCAGGGAGGAUCGUUUCUUGAAGAGCUCAACAAGAAAUGGAACGAGCACAACAAAGCGUUGGAAAUGAUACGGGACAUCCUCAUGUACAUGGACAGAACCUACAUCGAGAGCACCAAGAAGCCUCACGUUCAUCCCAUGGGGCUUAGUUUGUGGAGGGACAACGUGGUGCAUUCCCCUAAGAUUCACUCGAGGCUUCUGAACACACUUCUUGAUCUAGUCCAUAAGGAACGCACUGGUGAGGUUAUUGACAGAGGGUUGGUGAGGAAUGUUACCAAGAUGUUUAUGGACUUGGGAGAGUCUGUGUAUCAGGAUGAUUUUGAGAAGCCCUUUUUGGAUGCUUCUUCCGAGUUUUACAAGGUUGAGUCUCAGGAGUUUAUUGAGUCUUGUGAUUGUGGGGAUUACCUGAAGAAAGCUGAGAAACGUCUGACUGAGGAGAUAGAUAGGGUAGGACACUACUUGGAUGCCAAGAGUGAAGACAAGAUUACUAGUGUGGUUGAGAAAGAGAUGAUUGCUAACCACAUGCAGAGGCUGGUUCUCAUGGAGAAUUCAGGUCUCGUUACUAUGCUUCUGAAUGAUAAGUAUGAGGAUUUGGGUAGGAUGUACAACUUGUUCCGCAGGGUUACCAACGGUCUUGCUACCGUCAGAGACGUUAUGACCUCGCAUCUAAGGGAAAUGGGGAAGCAGCUUGUUACUGAUCCGGAGAAGUCCAAGGAUCCGGUGGAGUUCGUGCAGCGGCUAUUGGACGAGCGGGAUAAGUAUGACAAAAUCACCAGCACCGCGUUUGGUAAUGAUAAAACGUUUCAGAACGCGUCGAAUUCUUCGUUUGAGUAUUUCAUCAACUUGAAUGCUCGUUCUCCUGAGUUCAUCUCCUUGUUCGUUGAUGACAAGCUACGGAAAGGACUUAAGGGUAUCGCAGACGCGGAUGUGGAGGUCGUCCUUGAUAAAGUCAUGAUGCUGUUCCGCUACUUACAAGAGAAAGAUGUGUUUGAGAAGUACUACAAGCAGCAUUUGGCUAAAAGGCUUCUCUCCGGCAAAACCGUGUCAGAUGACGCAGAGAAAAGUCUGAUAGUGAAACUAAAGACGGAAUGUGGAUAUCAGUUCACUUCGAAAUUGGAAGGCAUGUUCACUGACAUGAAGACUUCAGAGGACACAAUGAGAGGGUUUUACGGCAGUCACCCUGAGCUUUCAGAAGGACCAACGCUUAUUGUUCAGGUUCUUACAACUGGUUCAUGGCCCACACAGCCUGCAGUACCUUGUAAUCUCCCAGCUGAAGUUUCGGUUCUCUGCGAGAAGUUCCGCUCUUAUUACCUUGGAACCCAUACCGGUAGGAGAUUGUCUUGGCAAACUAACAUGGGCACAGCCGAUAUCAAAGCAAUCUUUGGAAAAGGUCAGAAACAUGAACUCAACGUGUCGACUUUCCAGAUGUGUGUCCUCAUGCUUUUCAACAACUCCGAUCGUCUCAGCUACAAGGAGAUCGAACAGGCUACUGAAAUCCCAGCACCAGAUCUGAAACGUUGCUUGCAAUCGCUAGCGUGUGUAAAAGGCAAAAACGUGAUAAAGAAAGAACCGAUGAGCAAAGACAUAGGAGAAGAAGAUCUGUUUUGUGUGAACGACAAGUUCACAAGCAAGUUUUACAAAGUGAAGAUUGGAACAGUUGUUGCACAAAAGGAGACAGAGCCGGAGAAGCAAGAGACGAGACAGAGAGUGGAGGAAGACAGGAAACCUCAGAUUGAAGCAGCGAUUGUGAGGAUCAUGAAGUCUAGGAAAAUACUGGAUCACAACAACAUAAUAGCGGAGGUGACUAAACAGUUACAGCCACGGUUCUUGGCUAACCCGACCGAGAUAAAGAAGAGGAUCGAGUCGCUCAUUGAACGUGAUUUCUUGGAAAGGGAUAAUACGGACCGGAAACUUUACCGCUAUUUAGCCUAAUAAGUUGAUUACCUCAACAACAACAAAAGGCCGUUCGUCCCUGUUUAUUUGCUUUGUUUCUUCCGUUUUGGUGUAAAAGCUUAUGAUCUGUACGGUAGUAGGUAAAAUCAAUCGAACGAACAUGGUGUUACUGCCGUUGGUCGAAUAUAACAUUUGCUUCCUUUUUUGUCUU
Molecule: messenger RNA, 3167 nt
Organism: Brassica oleracea var. oleracea
Lineage: Eukaryota; Viridiplantae; Streptophyta; Magnoliopsida; Brassicales; Brassicaceae
Product: cullin-3A
Exons: 7
Coding region: 797-2995 (732 amino acids)
Biological process (GO): protein ubiquitination; ubiquitin-dependent protein catabolic process
Cellular component (GO): cullin-RING ubiquitin ligase complex
Molecular function (GO): ubiquitin protein ligase binding
Source: RefSeq, a predicted model, not a curated record